Diatraea saccharalis (sugarcane borer) is the source of this 2379-nucleotide messenger RNA. The record is from the annotation of a GenBank genome assembly. NCBI's taxonomy places the organism in Eukaryota, Metazoa, Arthropoda, Insecta, Lepidoptera, Crambidae.
UUGUGAUCGUCCACAACUUGCUUUGGUCGGCAAUCAGCAAACAAAUCUUUAAAUAUCCAUUUUUAAUCAAAAUUUAAAAAGUCUGUGUGGCAUGGGUUAUAAUAAAAUUGUAUACAUGUUUAUAUUGAUUGCUAGUGUCGGUACCUCUAAAGUUUUACGGAAAUGUUGCCCAAAAAAUCAAAGUCUUAUAAAAGUGUCAAGUUUGGAUGCGAAUACACCGGACAAAUAUGAAUGUAUUGACUACGACCGUCAUUUAAGUGAGUACAAAGAAGUUAGUCAAAACUCAGAUCUUGUGGUGAACAGAUCUGUAAUUGUAGAUGAUGGUAUACCUCAAGAAUGCAACUUGAUUGCUGGCGAAUUGAAUGUAGGAGACUUCAGUUUAUUCACGGACAGAGGUGUUUGUUAUGAUAGACUUAUAACAGAAAUCAAUAAUGGUACGGUUACACACACAGCUACAUCAAGUAUUACAAUUUUGAAAUGUGAUGGAUUGGAACUGACGUCUCAAACUGAAUUAAAAAUACAAAAUAUCAGGAAAUGUUGUGCGAGGGGGCAAGUUUAUGAUAGCGAAUAUCAUUUCUGUAGAACAGAUCAUGAGUUCAAAGAAGAGUGGCUGAUAAGUGAAUUAAAACAAAAUACAUCUGACAUUUUUGUAAUUGAUAAUGAGCUAGAUUGUUUAGACGAGGAGUAUUCUGUAGAAAUAAAAGAAGGUGUUUUUAGAUUUACUUUAAUUGGUAGUGUCCUUGGAAUUAUUAAAGAAAAUGGAGGCGAUAAACAUAACUUCGAGUGGUGGACUUGGUGUAUAGACCAGGAUUAUACGAGCCGGCGACUUGUCGCAAGGGUCUGUACCGAGAACUGCAGUGAUUUUGGUGCAUAUUGUAUGAGAAAGUGUUGUUACGUGGGAAACCACGUAUCAGGAUGUGGUAACAAAAGGGCUUGUGAGCGGAAUUAUGAUGACAGAUUUUUAUUUAAUCUGUCAUCAUACAUAGAACCUUUAAAAAGAGAGAGCGGUGAUAUUGGAGAUGUGAUGGGUAUCCAGACAAUCUUCAAAUGUCACGAUAACCGGACUAAAAGAAUUAUCUUAAACUCCUCAUUGACAGUGGAUUGGCAUUCCCUUGAUAUGAACGGGUCGCUUCAAUCAUAUCAUGGACUGACUCGUGAAUACUGCUUAGAUACAUUUGAGUGUAAUGGAAAAAUUGAAGUAGCAGCUUAUACAUGCAUUCCUAGAACCGUUAAUGAUUCUAAAUUAAGUUUUACGCUAUUAUCAACAUCGGUGAUGCUUUUAAUAAUAACAUUAGUAGUGCACUGCUCUAUACCAGAGUUUCGGAACCUACAUGGCUUCAAUUUGAUCAGCUAUAUUAGCUCUUUGCUGCUGGGUUAUUUGGGUCUUGCUCGAGGGCAUUACGGAUUCAUACCAGACAUUAAUGUUUGCACGGGGAUGGGAUAUUGCAUUUAUUUUGGGUUCAUAUCUGCCUUCAUGUGGGUCAAUGUUUUGUGCUUCGACAUAUGGUGGAAGAUGAGUCAUAUUCAGUCAGUGCAGCGCAGUAUGAACAGAAGCUCAUGGAUUAAGUUUAUUAAGUACUCUUUGUAUGCGUGGGGAAUCUCUGUCGGUCUCACGUUGACCACAUUUCUACUGGAUAUUUAUCCAUUAUCGCCGAUUCUCGAUGCGGAAAUGGGCAAAGGACGCUGCUGGUUUGGUGCAACAGUGCACUGUGUGCGAGUCAAAUCAGUAGCACAGCGGCUGCAUGCUGGUUCAGAAAAAGAUAGCAUCGUACGUCGUUAUAAGAACUAUAAGGAAAAUUUGCUGUUGACUGGAAAGCUCUGGGUUGUAAUGGGUGGUGGCUGGUUCAUAGAGUUCAUUUCCGUCCUUGUGACGCAACCCGAUGGCAGUACACCAUUUAUAAUGACAAUAAUGGACAUAUUGAACCACCUCCAGGGAUUAUGGAUAUUUAUCAUUCUGGUUUUUAAACCAAAAAGGAUUUACAAUUACAUCAGACGAAAACUUGGGCUAAAAAUAUCAAAUGAAACAAGUAAUGGUACGACGUUGUCAUCGCAGGCACGCUCUACAAACAUUUCUAUGACGAGUGUACAAACAUCAAUAUCAAAUUCUACGGUUCCAGCAACUUCGCCGAAUACAGAAAAGAAACAAUAAUGAGAAUCAAUAUUCUCAGAUUUUUAGGCAAUGAGUGAAUAUGUUGUUUUGAUGUUUUAGGAAUAUGGAAUUACUGCGUACAAAACCAGAAAGAGCUCCGUGACGUUGCACCUUAAAAUAGAAUCUUAACAUUUUCAUUAUGUUUACCUGUCGGUAGUAGUUCCUUACCCAAACGAUGAAAAUGGGACUCUGUUACUUAGAUCCGAUGGGCGUUUGUCUGUCUUCUUGAU